Coffea arabica (coffee) is the source of this 5056-nucleotide messenger RNA. The record is from RefSeq and is a predicted model, not a curated record. Lineage: Eukaryota; Viridiplantae; Streptophyta; Magnoliopsida; Gentianales; Rubiaceae.
CUAUAAACCAUCCACUUAUGUCUUUAUUCUUAACCAGCCAAGAAGCAAAGUAGCUCGUCCAAAAAGAAGAUUCCCUGUUUGUUUGUAACACAGGUUUCUUUACCUAAUAGGAUUAUUACUACAGUUUAGUUUAAUUUUCAAUGCUUGAGGCUCGCACUAUAGAAUUAGCAGUAGCUCUAGAAGUCUUACCUUAGAAGCACUUCAAAUUCUUUUCUUCUCCAAACAUUUCUGCUUUUAGCUGCUGAAGCUGAAGAAUUCCUUCUUAUCUCAUUCCAAAAUCCAUCCUGAUCACCACCUUAAUUGAUUCUUUUCUUCUAAUUUCAAUUCCAAGCAAGAAAAAAAAUGGCCGAUGCAGCUAUUAGCGCUACUAUUCAGGUUGCAUUGGAGACGGUUAUUUCCCUUGCCGCUGAUCGUGUUAGUUUGGUUCUUGGAUUCGGAGAGGAGUUGGAGAGACUACGCCACACUGCAGAAACCAUCCGAGGUAUCCUGGCUGAUGCGGACAGGAAAAUGCAUAUUGCCGGGGUGAAAAAUUGGCUCGAGCAGCUUGAAGGAGAGCUUUUUAAAGCGGAGGAUGUGCUGGACGAGCUCAACUAUGAAAAUCUUCGUCGGGAGGUGAAGUACAGAAAUCAACUCAAGAAAAAGGUAUGCUUCUUCUUCUCGUACUUUAAUACAAUUGGUUCUCGUUCAAGGUUGGCUUCAAAGAUCAGGGACAUCAACAUGAACCUAGAAAGGAUCAAUCGGCAAGCAAAUGAUGUGGGACUGGUCUUCCGGUUCCAAAUUGAAGCCGCACUCCCUGCUGCUACUGGUGCCACAACAAGCAGACAAACCGACUCUAUUCUCGUUCCAAAUGUUGUAGGAAGAGUCGACGAUGAAUCAAAGAUUGUGGACAUGUUAUUGAGGCCAUCUGAAAAGGUUCUUUCUGUUAUUCCCAUAACAGGCUCAGGAGGUUUGGGAAAAACAACUCUGGCGAAAUCAAUCUACAAUAAUCCAAAAAUAGAUGGGCACUUUGGCCAAAAAAUUUGGGUUUGUGUGGCUAAAGAACAAAUUAAGAUAAUGGAGCUGUUCAAGCUCAUUUUAGUACAAUUGACAGGAGAAGAAGUUAAAGUGGAUGACAGGAAUGUUAUCGUUAAAAAUAUUGGAGAAAAGCUCAAGGGACAAAGAUAUUUCCUUGUUCUUGAUGAUGUGUGGGAUCAUGAUCAAGGAUUGUGGAAUGAUUAUUUCAACACUUUGAUGGGACUCAACGAAACCAAAGGAAGCUGGUGUCUUCUUACUACUCGGUCGAAACCAGUGGCUGAUGUUGUAUCUACACAUUUGAAGAUGAAUAGCGGUCCUUAUUUCUUAGGAAAGCUAUCACGUGAUGAGUGCUGGUCCAUCAUAAAAGGAAAGGUGAUGAGUGCAGGGGAAGAAGUACCAGAAGAAUUGGACGCAUUGAAGAAGCAAAUUUUAGGGAGAUGCGAUGGCCUACCCUUGGCAGCAAGUUUGAUUGGUGGCUUGUUGCUUAACAACAGAAGAGAGAAGUGGCACUCCAUUGUGCAAGAGAGUCUUUUGAAUGAAUGUCAAAGCGAGAUUGAGCAAAUACUUAAGGUGAGCUUUGAUCAUUUGUCACCUGCAUCAGUUAAAAUAUGUUUUGCAUAUUGUUCAAUUUUCCCCCAGGAUACAGAAUUGGAACAAGAUCUAUUGAUUGAGCUUUGGAUGGCGGAAGGUUUUGUUCAACCAUAUCGCCAAAACCAAAGGCUGAUGGAGGAAAUAGGGGGUGAUUAUUUUAUGAUUUUGUUACAAAAUUCCUUAUUGGAAAAAGUAGAAGAAUCGUGGCGGGGAACAUAUUAUUAUAAAAUGCACGAUCUCGUGCAUGAUUUUGCAAAAUCAAUUCUCAAUCCAGAAAGCAGCAAUCAGAAUCGCUACCUUGCAUUGGGCUCUUUUGAAGGUUUGGCAGAAAAUACCACAAGGACAAUACCAGCAUCAAUUCGCACAUUAUUUCUCCAUCUAGAGGGUGGCGUAUCUACUGACAUGCUUUUAAGAUUCAAGUGCUUGCAUGUUCUCAGAUUGUCUGGCGAUGAUGUCGAGUCUCUACCGAGCUCCAUUGGCAAACUACUACAUUUGCGGUUGCUCGACAUUUCAUCUUCUGGAAUCAGAAGUUUGCCAGAAUCUCUUUGCAAGCUAUAUAAUUUGCAGACACUAACGAUUAAUGAUUAUGCACUUGAAGGAAGUUUUCCAAAACGGAUGAGCGAUUUGAUUAGCUUGCGACAUCUAAACUACAAUCAUUAUAAUGUAGAAUUAAAAAUGCCGGUGCAGAUGGGACUAUUGACUUGUCUUCAAACUCUGAAGUUUUUUAAUGUAAGUCAAAAAAGGGGAUGUGGUAUCGAAGAGCUUGGGACCUUGAAAUAUCUGAAAGGAUCGUUGAGUAUAAGAAAUCUUGGACUAGUGAAGGGCAAAGAAGCAGCUAAACAAGCAAAAUUGUUCGAAAAGCCAGAUCUGUCCGACUUGGUGUUUAAAUGGGAGAGUGGGGAUCGGGAAAGCGAUAAUCGUGAGGAGGAUGUGUUGGAAGGUCUCCAACCUCACCCAAAUUUGCAAGGGUUGGAAAUUCAUUCUUUUAUGGGUAAUAAAUUUCCACAAUGGCUUAUCAAUUUGUCAAAAUUGGAGACAUUGCGGAUAGAAGACUGCGAGAGAUGCAGUGAACUCCCCUCAUUAGGACAACUACCAUCCCUCAAACGUCUCUCUUUGAUAAGAUUGGACAACAUUCGAUUUAUUGGAGAUGAAUUCUACGGUAUUACUGCUAAUGGGGAGGAGGAGGAGGAGGGCAGAUCACGAGCAUCAGGAAGCAGCGCUAGAAGGCGAAAAUUCUUUCCUGCCCUUGAACAACUCUAUGUACGAGAUAUGAAGGAAUUUGGUAGACUGGAAAGGUGCAGACCAAGUGAGGUCAACAGUAGGUGAAGCAGAAGCAGAUGUCUUUCCCCUGCUGAGGAAUUUUUACAUUCAAGAUUGCCCACAACUGACCACUCUUCCAUGCUCGUCUAAAAGUCUACACGUGGAGAAUUGCAAUAAUCUAACAAGUAUAAAAACGGGUUACGGCACUGCUUCUGUUGAGGAUUUGAGGAUCGACUCUUGCGACAAUCUUAGGGAGCUGCCAGAUCUGGAUCUGUUUGGAUCGAGUUUGCAGCGAUUGACCAUCUCAUUUUGCCCAAGAUUAAUUAGUCUAGGAGUAAAUGGACAGAAAUGCCCCCUACCAUGCCUUGAGCGAUUGAGUAUUUGGAGUUGCAAUGGGUUGACCACUAUAUCCGACAAAAUGUUCCAGUCAUGCCGGUCUCUGCGGUCUCUGCAGGCAGAGAGGGUGAACAAAAAAGCAUUCAUGGUGCUCAAACAUCAGCUUCAUGGUGUUUCCCAUCGUUGUUGAAGAAGAAGAAGAGGUCAGGAGGUAUGUUGUGCAGAAAAGUGAUAAUGCAGCAUUUCUCUCCCCAAGAACUCUUUUCUUACCUCCAUCCAAUUUACUAAAAGUACAAGGAAUUGGUGCAGAGUCUUAGGAGACAUAGCUUAUGUUAUUGGACAAAGGACGCCAUCGUUUACACACCAAUUGUCACACGAUAUUGCAUAAUAGGAGAAACUUCUUGAAUUCUGGUAGGCUUAAUUGGUUUAAGUAGGAUGAUGUUUCUGUUAUGUUUGUACUGACCCCUUCUAUUUAGUUUACAUAGAUCUAAUUGGGCUGCUGCUUCUGAUAUGAUCCCAAAAGUACAUACCUUUAGUUUUUUAAGCUGCAGUAUCGGUUUUUCUCAAUGCACUGCCAUCACUAGUUUGUUAUAUUGUUGGUUUCUGGUUGGCAGAUGAAUUUUUAUUGAGUUGAAGUUUCAUUUCUUAGCAUUUAUUAAUUCUAAUUUGAAUUUGCUUUUCAUUUAGGCCAUGUCCUCGCUUAAAGGUAGGGAUAAUACAUUAGAGAAGAUUUGAGGAGGCUUUCAGAUGAUUCCUCUGUUCCAGCUGAUCCCGACCUAACCUGAAAAAUGCAACAGACACGAAAGAGGCACAAAUCCCUCCGGAGCUUAUCACUCGAUGUGUAGCUACUCUGCUCAUGAUUCAGCUGCUUUUUGGGUGUACAUCUCUAAGAUCCUUUAUUCCCAUCUUGUCUCUUUCUUUGCUUCAUAGAGGGCCCACUUGUGAUGAUGUUUAUAUUAGAAGUUUGAUCACUUGGACGAUUCCCUUCCCCUUUUCCUGUUAAAACUACAAGCUGUGCAUAUUUUGGUUUAUAUUUUCCUUAUGGCUUAUUAUCAGUUCAAAGUACUGAAUCUCAGUUUCAAUAAAGUGGAUAUUUAUGGCUAUUAAAUUGUAGCCAUAAUGAAGUUACUGACUCAAUCUAGCAACUAUUCGUAUAAUGGGAUCACUCCCUUGUUUUGCUUUUUUCAAUGAAUUAAGGAGGAGUUGAAACUAAUCUCAAACUUCGUUUAACUGAUAAUGAAGCUCACCCUUCACUUGCUUGCUGCUGUUAGGUUUGCAUCAUAUUUUUGAAAUAUUUUCUUUGUCAACUCCAUUUAUUGGUUAGAAAGUUCUUUCCGCAGUUGUAGGAAUGACACGACUAGAAUAUCAGUUCUCUAUUCGAGAAUUGAACAUCUGUGCGUACAAUGUUUUAAAUGCUCUUCAUUCUACAAUUUGUUGUUUUGUUUUCUUGUGAUGUACACAGUUCGACCUUUUUGCGAAUGUAUACUUAUUGGCUUAAUAUUGCAGUCAUUUAUUGCAAAAAUGUACAGAGAGGCAGUUUCCACUAGCUGAUGUGGCGCAAAUAUUGGAUUCUGCAAUUACAAGCUUGAAGCCUUGCUGCCCACAAAACCUUCCAGUUUAUACUGAAAUACAGAAGUGCAUGGGAAUUGUCAGGAACCAAAUAUUGGCGCUUAUACCUACUUAGCCAAUAAAACUUGGACGUAUUUCUUUUUCAUAUCUGCAAUGUAGUAAUUGAUUUGAUUGCCAUCUUAGCUUCUAAGGCUACCAUGACAAAGUUUUCUGUUUGUACCCACCAACAUCAAUGCAAUGAAUUAUCACUUCCAUUAUACUUCGAAUAAGGCCAUCUAUGUUCAAA